This is a messenger RNA of Paralichthys olivaceus (Japanese flounder), 5382 nucleotides long. RefSeq names its product myotubularin related protein 4 (gene mtmr4). Gene Ontology annotation, cellular component: cytoplasm; membrane. Lineage: Eukaryota; Metazoa; Chordata; Actinopteri; Pleuronectiformes; Paralichthyidae. Gene Ontology annotation, molecular function: phosphatidylinositol-3-phosphate phosphatase activity; metal ion binding; phosphatidylinositol-3,5-bisphosphate 3-phosphatase activity. The record is from RefSeq and is a predicted model, not a curated record. Gene Ontology annotation, biological process: regulation of autophagy; phosphatidylinositol dephosphorylation.
UCGCUGGCACAGCAGAGCCCAGUAGACGGGAGGAGAGGGCGGGAUCUGAAGAGGAGCACCCAGACAAACUGUCCACAGCACGGGCUGGCAGCAUGGGUGAAGAGGGGCCUCCCAGUCUGGAGUACAUCAAGGCCAAGGACCUGUUCCCCCAGAAGGAGCUGGUGAAGGAGGAUGACAGCCUACAGGUGCCAUUCCCAGUUCUUCAGGGGGAAGGGGUGGAAUAUCUCGGCCGUGCUGAUGAAGCCAUCAUUGCCAUUUCUAACUACAGGCUCCACAUCAAGUUCAAGGACUCUGUCAUCAAUGUGCCUCUCAGGCUGAUAGAGGGUGUGGAGAGCAGAGAUAUGUUCCAGCUGCACAUCAUCUGCAAAGACUCCAAAGUUGUCAGAUGUCACUUUGCAACAUUCAAGCAGUGCCAGGAGUGGGUCAAGCGUCUGAACCGGGCCAUAGCUCACCCGUCCCGGCUGGAGGACCUGUUUGCCCUGGCCUACCAUGCAUGGUGUCUAGGGGGCAGCGCUGACGAUGAGGACCAGCACGUUCAUCUCUGUCGCCCGGGUGAUCAUGUGCGUCAGAGAAUGGAAAUAGAGGUCAAGAGGAUGGGCUUCGACACACAGAACAUCUGGAGAGUGUCAGACAUAAACUGCAACUUCAAGCUGUGCUCCAGCUACCCACAGAAGCUUCUGGUUCCCAUAUGGAUCACAGACAAAGAGCUGGAGAGUGUGGCCUCCUUCAGAUCCUGGAAGAGGAUCCCUGUGGUCGUCUAUAGGCACCAGAAGAAUGGGGCUGUGAUCGCCCGUUGCAGCCAGCCUGAGAUCAGCUGGUGGGGCUGGAGAAACACGGAUGAUGAGUACCUGGUGACGUCCAUUGCCAAAGCCUGUCAGAUGGAUGCCGGAGCCAAGGGUACCUGUGGAGCACCAGCCUGCCGACAACGUGGGGAAGCUCCUGACUCCUCGGAUAGUGAUUUUGACUCUUCUCUGACAGGUGGCUCUGGCUGCGAUGACAACACUGUGCCACAGAAGCUACUGAUUCUGGAUGCUCGCUCAUACACUGCUGCAGUGGCUAACAGAGCCAAGGGUGGAGGCUGUGAAUGUGAAGAAUACUACCCCAACUGCGAGGUGAUGUUUAUGGGAAUGGCCAACAUCCACGCCAUUCGCAACAGCUUCCAGGCUCUGAGGACUGUGUGCAGUCAGAUUCCGGAUCCGGCAAACUGGCUUUCAGCACUCGAGAGCACCCGCUGGCUGCAGCACCUGUCUGUCAUGUUAAAGGCAGCCACCCUGGUGUGUUCAGCAGUGGAGAGGGACGGCCGUCCUGUCCUGGUGCACUGCUCGGACGGGUGGGACCGCACACCCCAAAUAAUAGCCCUUGCCAAGGUCCUGCUGGACCCCUACUACAGAACAUUAGAGGGUUUCCAGGUGCUUGUAGAGACUGAGUGGCUCGACUAUGGCCAUAAGUUCGGGGACCGCUGUGGCCACCAGGAGAAUGCUGAUGAUGUGAGCGAGCAGUGUCCCGUCUUCCUGCAGUGGCUGGACUGUGUUCACCAGCUGCUCAAACAGUUCCCCUGCCUGUUUGAGUUCAAUGAGGCCUUCCUGGUCAAGUUGGUGCAGCACACAUACUCGUGUCUUUACGGCACAUUUCUGUGUAACAAUGCUCGCGAGAGGGAGGCGAGGAACAUCUACAAACGCACCUGCUCUGUGUGGUCACUGCUUCGCACAGGAAACAAGAACUUCCAGAACUUCCUCUACAUCCCCAGUCAUGAUAUGGUGCUGCAGCCAGUCUGCCACACUCGAGCAUUACAGCUGUGGACAGCUGUUUACCUGCCCACGUCCUCCCCUUGCACAGCUGUGGAUGAUUCUAUGGAGCUCUACCUCCCCCCAAAUGUCACAGGAGAUGAACUCACCUCCCGUUCCCUGGACAGACUUCCCAAGACCCGCUCCAUGGACAACCUGCUAACAGCUUUUGAGAAUGGGGUACCCCUGACACGCACAUCCAGUGACCCCAAUCUCAACCAGCACUGCCAGGAGGGUCGCUCUGCCCUGGAGCCUUCGCCUGCUAUGGAAGAAACCUCUGCAGACUCUGACGAGGUCAUACCUGACACUGGACCGGACACUGCUGAGGUGGAACCUCUACAUCAAAGUCCUACCAAGACCCAGGAGGAUGUUCUAGGUGCAGAGAGCUGUGAGGAGGAGACUGUGGAAGAGCCCUGUCUGACCACACAGCCCCUGCCCUCUCUGCCCCUCCCCCCUGUCCCUCUCAGGAAGCAGGUCACACUAGCUCACACUCUGCUCCCCACACCUGUCGUCCAGCAGGCUUUGACUCAGAUCGCAAACCCUCCACUCCCACCAUCUCUGCCGGAGGCUGAGAGCCCCCAUAGGACUGCUGAGAGCGCCACUUCACCCACUCAUAAAUCAGAGCCGUGCUUACCUCUUCCCUGCAACGGCACUCAACCUGCAUUGUCCACACCCACCUUGCUGCUUAACGGUCACAUUGACAGUCAGGCAAAUGGCCUCCCAGAAUCUGCAGGCCUGCUUGCUCUGAAGCAGCUAACACCACUCCUUCCCAUGGAAGACUCCACCGAAACCCUCACAGAUGAGGGAGAGCUUCCCCCCACCCCACCCCCCACAGUGAGCGAGGAUCUCAUUGAGAAUUUUAACAGUGAGGAGCAGCCUGAGUCACAGCCCCAGGCUCAACCACAGAAGGAGAAGGAGGACACGAGGACAGAUGUUGUGAAAGGACGAGAGCAUGUGCUAACAGUUGCAGCAGCUCCUGUGGACUGCACUCAGGUUGCAGCUCGCCAUCUGAUCUCCCAGAGCCAGCUCUCAGACUUGUCACUGCUCGGCUCUCACUGGGAAAGCGUUCGAGGUCUUGUCCAGUCUGCCUGCAGCAGUGCCAGUCACUCUGGUGUCAGCCGGGCCUUACAGCCCAAUUCUUACCAGAGCCGCCGCCUUGCUAGCAAACUACUCCGCUCCCAGGGAUUUGCUAUCGCUAAUGGAUCCCAGUGCUGCCGCAGGGAGGCUCUUGGUUGUCCCAGCAGCAACACGCAGCCUGGAUGGCUGUCUGCAGCCAGGACUGCAGGCUACAUCGGCUUGUAUGGGCCUGCUGCCGCCGCCGCUGCCCUCAACAGCUAUGCCCUAGCAGGCCAUCAGCUUCUACCAGUGCCCCACACUUCACCCUCUGCUUCCAGCUCCCCUCCGCCACCUCAGGCCCCAGCUUACCUCGAUGAUGACGGGCUGCCGGUGCCAAUGGAUGCCGUCCAACAGAGGCUGCGGCAAAUCGAGGCAGGUUACAAGCAGGAGGUGGAGGUGCUGCGACAGCAGGUGCGACAGCUGCAGAUGAAGCUGGAGAGUAAACAGUACGGCACCCCUCCCUCAGAGCCAGACAUUGACUACGAGGAUGACAUUACGUGUCUGCGGGAGUCCGACAACAGCAACGAGGAGGAUUCUUUGUCUACCCACAGUGAGGAUCGUCUGUCUGAGGGCAGCUGGGAUCGAGUGGAGCCCAGGGACACAGAGGUCACGAGGUGGGUGCCUGACCACAUGGCCUCCCAUUGUUUCAACUGUGACUGUGAGUUCUGGAUUGCCAAGAGACGUCACCACUGCAGGAACUGUGGCAAUGUGUUCUGUAAAGACUGUUGUCAUCUGAAGCUGCCCAUCCCAGACCAGCAGCUGUACGACCCAGUGCUGGUCUGCAACACCUGCCACGACCUGCUCCUGGAGGCCCGCACCCGCGAGAUCCGCAGCCAGCAGCUCAAGAAGGCCAUCGCCACAGCCUCCAGCUGAGAGACGCGUCGUGUAGCGUGGCCUGCCUCGCCUCUGUCCUGCUCGCUUUGGAUGGAUGAGCCGAGAGCCCCGUUGUAAACCUGCCGUGGGUUUUGGGGGUGAAUAUGAGGAGGAAUUGUUACUGUUUGGGACGCUCGGUUUGCACUGUUAGACUGUCUGAGCGGAGGUGACGAGGAACGGGAAGGUCUAAGAUGGAGUCGUGAGUGCAGGAGGAGGGUUUUCCUCCAGAACCACCCCUUUCUGUUCAAAGACAUUUCCAGCCUGGAGCGCUGCAGCGUCCUGCUGUCCGAGGCCCACCCACCUUUAGUACCAAACACCUGCACCCUCCUGACAGACACCGUCUCGCGCUUCAGAGGACAAUCGCUCACCCUUCCAUGUGACGGGGACUCCAAAGCCUUCACCAGUACUAUUAUCGGAGGCUAAAUUCAAAAAGAAAAGAAUUGCUGCUACAGUGUUUAAAAGUCUAAUUUUGUAUUCUUAUUUUGUGCACUACUAGCUGUCAUGUAUUUGAGGGAAUUUGAGACCAAACUUGAGCAAAAGGGAGAAAUCUGCUGUUUACUUUGCCACCGCAUCUUUAUUUUUGUUUGUUUUUCUUAGAGCCUGAAUGUAAUAUGUAAUGGAUAACUGGAUCGACUUUAUGUUCUUGUGUAUUUGGUGGGUUGUAUAUGUGUUCAUUGCUGCAAUGUGUUCUCAAAAUUAUGUAUAUGCACAGUCAAUGUGGUUCUGUCUUUUAUCAAUGCUUUUCUCCAGUAUAGCCAUUAUGCGACAUUCGAUGCUCUGGGGUUGGGGGGGGUUAUUGUACGUAUGGACAGAUGCAAUGCUGCGUGUUGUUUGUUUUGCGGGACGUGUGCUUGAUAAGUGGAAAGGAGGAGAAUAUAAUGAUGCUGGAAGACUGCAGAUGUCUCGAGUCUGCUGAUGUGAGAAAAAGAAGUGAAGUUAAGGUAGCGCUGGUUUUCUUUGACGUGAUGGAGAGAAUCUUUUCUGCUGAGAUGCUUGAGAACGACUGGUUCAACAUCCGUAUAAAGCUUGAUGUCCAUCUGACUGAUGACUCCUCAGACUGCUCGCUAACUGGCAGUAAGGACUGCUCGGGGAAAAGACUGAACAAAGUGCUUGGAUUUUCUCUUUCUGAGAGUUUGGCCACAGUCCUCUCUAAAAAAAAUGUGUUUGUCUACUGGUUGUUCCUUGAGACAAUGGUGCCAUAUUUAGUUUUGUCUAUUUUCAAAGCCUUUUUCUUUCUUCUGGAUGGCAGCAGGUUUCCAAUUGGCCAACUCCGUUUGUUUAACGGUACAGAUAGUCAUCUGUUCAAUAACACUGAGGCAACUAAACUUUAACAGCUGUUUCAAUCUGAUAAUGAGGCUAACCUUUCAAAUGGAUGAUUGGAUGUGAGUGAAUUAGUUAAACUCAUGUGGUUAUCCAUCAUGUGAUCGCUGGGAUUUUAUCACAAGGUGUUCAUGAAGUCAGAAUCUUUCAGAUGAGCUCAGAAAUGUAACAUACAUAGUUAUCUGAUCUGUAGUGGUGGCUAAACCCUGUCACUUAAUGAAUAUAUUGUUGUAAAGAAAUGCACUGUUAAAGUUAAAUCCCAUGGGUUAAAAUAAAAGAUUAUAUCAUG